Nymphaea colorata (pocket water lily) is the source of this 640-nucleotide messenger RNA. RefSeq names its product 60S ribosomal protein L35. Gene Ontology annotation, molecular function: structural constituent of ribosome; mRNA binding. The record is from RefSeq and is a predicted model, not a curated record. The transcript has 4 exons. Bases 125 to 496 code for a protein of 123 amino acids. NCBI's taxonomy places the organism in Eukaryota, Viridiplantae, Streptophyta, Magnoliopsida, Nymphaeales, Nymphaeaceae. Gene Ontology annotation, cellular component: cytosolic large ribosomal subunit; ribosome. Gene Ontology annotation, biological process: translation; maturation of LSU-rRNA from tricistronic rRNA transcript (SSU-rRNA, 5.8S rRNA, LSU-rRNA).
GGAAAAAGCCCUUUGGAUCAACCGUUGCCUCUCUAGGGUUCCCGCUGCAUCCUCCUCGUUGUCAUUUCCCCCAGGACGACCCCUUUCCGCUUCCUCGUCUGCCGUCGAGUGACUCGAGUCCGCCAUGGCGAGGAUCAAGGUCCACGAGCUUAGAACGAAGACGAAGACUGAGCUCCUGAGCCAGCUGAAGGAUUUGAAGGCCGAGCUCGCGCUCCUCCGCGUCGCCAAGGUCACCGGAGGCGCCCCGAACAAACUCUCUAAGAUAAAGGUGGUAAGGUUGUCGAUUGCGCAGGUUCUGACGGUCAUAUCACAGAAGCAGAAGGCCGCACUCAGGGAAGCCUACAAGAAGAAAAAGUACAUCCCGCUCGAUUUGAGGCCGAAGAAGACUCGAGCGAUUCGGCGCCGUCUAACCAAACACCAGGAAUCGUUGAAGACAGAACGCGAGAAGAAAAAGGAGAAGUACUUUCCCAUGAGGAAGUAUGCCAUCAAGGUGUAGGUGUUGUCAAGAGUGAACCUGCAAGUCAAACUAACGAUGUCCGGGUUUUGUAGGAAAUCAAUUUUGUUCACUGCUUAAACAAUGGCAAUUAUUGUCUCUAUUGGACGAGAUUUUUUUUGUGUGAAAUUUCCUUUUAUUCCCUCA